This is a messenger RNA of Saprolegnia diclina VS20, 396 nucleotides long. RefSeq lists its product as hypothetical. Lineage: Eukaryota; Oomycota; Saprolegniomycetes; Saprolegniales; Saprolegniaceae. Gene Ontology annotation, molecular function: calcium ion binding. The coding region runs from base 1 to 396 and encodes 131 amino acids. The transcript has 2 exons. The record is from RefSeq and is a predicted model, not a curated record.
AUGGACGUGAAUCGCAUCUUCAGCGCCGAGCAGAUCGCGGUGCCCGUCGAGCUGCCGCUGAUCCUCAAGGAGUGGACGAAGGACGUCAUCCGCGCGUCGCCCGCCGACAUCAUCGCAUUCUCACUCCACUGGUUCCAGGAAAAAGCUGCGGAAGCGCUCAACGGCAAGCUCUCGGUCGCCGAGAUCGAGAACUUCCGCAAGCUCUUUGAGCAGUACGACGUCGAUAUGAACGGGCGCAUGGAGGCGCGGGAGCUGCGCACGUUCGUCGUCCAAGACUUGAACGUGGAAGUGACCGAAGCCGAGCUCGAGGCCGUCGUGAUGCUUCUGGACGCCAACAACACGGGGUACCUCGAGUACGCCGAGAUCCUCAAGUGGUACGCCCGCCAAGUGGCCUAA